AUGCGUUGGAGAGACCGUUUCUUAUUUUGUGUCGAAGCAAUUUAUAAAUCACAAGCCAAAUUAGGUGAAAUCAAAGGACAUUAUUUGAAUGCUAAUGCGGGUACAUGUGAAGAAAUUCUAAAAAGAGUUGUAUUUUCUAGAGAAUUGGGCGUUCCUAUCAUAAUGCAUGACUACUUAAUAGGUGGAUUCACUGCAAAUACUACCCUUUAUAACUAUUGCCGCAAUAAUGGUCUAAUUCUUCAUAUCCUCAGUGUUAUGCAUGCAGUUAUCGAUAGACUAAAAAAUCAUGGUAUGCACUUUCGUGUAUUAGCUAAAGCCUUACGUUUGUUUGGUGGAGAUCAUAUUCACGCUGGUACUGUAGUAGCUCAGAAUGAGGGACGUGAUCUUGCUCGCGAGGGUACUGCAAUUUUCCGUGAAGCUUGCAAAUGGAGUCCUGAAUUAGCUGCUGCUUGUGAAGUAUGUAAGGAAAUCAAAUUUGAGUUCCCAACAAUGAAUACUUUAAUCCAGUAA
Vicia faba (fava bean) is the source of this 510-nucleotide messenger RNA. NCBI's taxonomy places the organism in Eukaryota, Viridiplantae, Streptophyta, Magnoliopsida, Fabales, Fabaceae. The record is from the annotation of a GenBank genome assembly.